CAUUAGGCUGAGGUAGCCCCAUAGACACAGUGUAUAAUAGUGGUGUAGCUACAUUGGCAGCAGCAACUAUGAGAGGAGAUAAGUUUACAGGUUGAGCUAGGCUGGUUGGCAGCCUUUGUCGCAUUCUUGGAGGAACAACACGAACCGUGGGACGUCGAAGAGUCGUGGGACAGUCCGUGUAACUGGAACAAUAAGUGGUGGAUACAUACGGUUUUUGGACGGAGAGCAGCGGCGGCGGCAGCAGGAGCAGGGCGAGUGUGUGAGUGCUUUGGCGGCGGUCCCGCUGCUAGCGAAACAUGAACAAAAACCACCGAGUGCCGAGCAACCGUUCUCUGAGUGCCGUGGAGGUGAAGAGCAAGUUUGGUGCAGAGUUUCGUCGGUUCUCGCUGGAUCGGUCGAAGCCGGGCCGCUUUGAUGAGUUCUAUGGCCUCCUGCAGCACGUGCAUCGCAUCCCCAAUGUGGAGUUGUUGGUGGGCUAUGCUGACAUUCACGGCGACCUACUGCCCAUCAACAAUGAUGAUAACUACCACAAAGCCAUCUCCACUGCCAGCCCUCUACUCAGACUGUUCCUGCAGAGGAAAGAGGAAGCUGAUUACACAACGUUUGGUACGGACUCGCUGACCAGGAAGAAGAACACAGUGCUUUCAGCGGUUCUUCUACGGCCUGACACCAACAGGAAAAAACCACCAGUGAUCAUCAGCCUGCCAAGGGACUUCCGCCCCGUCUCCUCCAUCAUCGAUGUGGACAUCCUUCCUGAGACACACCGACGCGUUCGCCUGUACAAACAUGGUCAGGAAAAACCGUUGGGCUUCUACAUCCGUGAUGGCUCCAGUGUGCGGGUCACUCCACAGGGCCUGGAGAAGGUCCCAGGCAUAUUCAUCUCUCGCAUGGUGCCUGGUGGGCUCGCGGAGAGCACUGGCCUAUUGGCAGUCAACGAUGAGGUGCUGGAAGUUAACGGUAUCGAGGUAGCUGGAAAAUCUUUGGACCAGGUGACGGACAUGAUGAUUGCUAACAGUCACAACCUCAUCAUCACCGUCAAGCCUGCCAACCAGCGGAACAAUGUUGUUCGCAGUGGAGGAGGAGGAGGAGGCACGGCAUCCGGUAGCUCGGGACGCUCGUCAGACAGCGGUGCCAGCUACUACGGCUACUCAUCGCACAGUGGGGUUGGUGCUGCGGCCUCCAUGCCAUCACACAUCAUCCAGAACUUCCCAGUUGGGGAGUUGGAGAGCGACGAGGACGACGAGGACCUGGUGAUCGAGGCAGGGGGUGAGGCUGAGCCCAUCAGACGCGCCCCCUCCAACUAUAGCAUGCCCUCGCUGCCUCGCUACGAGCCGCACCUCAACCUCCGCACUGCCACCACCUCAGCCUCUGCCCUCUCUUUCAACGCCAAUGGAACCCUGCCAGCCAGCGGCAGCAGCGGAUCACUAAGCAACGCCAAUGCCACUUCGACCACACCGUCCCCAGACAGAGCAAAUGAGAGGCGGAGUCUUGAGGAGGAGGGCACUGUUAUAACUCUGUAGGCAUUCACACGCUAAACACUGGAAACCAGAGAGAGACAAAAAACUCAUACUUUUAUUCACACUUGUGGGAGUCAUGGAUCAGCUGAUCAAACACGGGAAUAUCCUGCACCAUCAUACAGCGACUGUACCUGAGAAGCACAAUGAAAAGUGUACAUAUUAAAUCACAAUGUACAUCCUAACAUUUACCCAUCAAACACUGCACUCCAUACUUUACAUGCCAAUGACCACGUGUGUGUGCCAUAGUGGUGACGCCCCCCUCCCACCUCGCCAGUACACAGAAAGUGUAGUAUGAUUUUUAUGCCUUCCACUUCAUCUCUAAACCACUACAUGCACCUGUUUUAAACCUGGAAAAUGUUUUUACGCUGAGCUUCCACAAGAGAGCAGAGAUGAGACUCCCAAUCAUCAAUCCCAUGAAUAGAUGAAGAUUGAAGUCCUGUGAACAAGUUAAUUCCACCCAGUGGCGUCCUCAAGGGGGGCCAUGGCCCCCCAAUAUAGUUGCUCCUCCCCCUCACUGGCCCCCCUGUGAAAAUAAUUGGAGGCCAACACUACUGUCUUAAAGAAGCUGUGGAAGCUGCGUGAAGGUAGUACUAUCUUGUAGGCAAAGAGCCAGUAUACUUCAACAGCAUAAUUGCAUUUCUGACUUUCAGGCUUUUGGUUUUAGUUUGCCACCCCAAUAUUUUCAGUGGCCCCAUCUGGCCGGCCCUAUGAAAAAUUUUUGGGGGUGCCACUUAGUCCACCCCACCAUUACAAACAGACAUUGAAGCUCAAGCAUUUGUUGACAAUCUGUGGUUGUUUUUUGCCUCGUCACCCCACCCCUGCACCACACUCUGACCGCCUCCCUUUCCCCAGGUGACCACAGCAUUCUUUUAGUAAACGGUUGCGGUACUUUCCACACAAUUCAAUACUGCAACAGUCGACCAAGUGCUGAGAUCUGCAAUAAUACUGUAUUUUUUUUUUUUUUAAUUGAGGAGAAACCACCGAAAAAACAAGUCUGGGUUCUUUGUGUUGACUCAGAUGCUUUUAACCAUGGUUGUUAGCGGUUCUUCUUCUUUUUACCUGCUGUGUUAAUGACUGAUAAUGAAAGAUUGAUGAAUUUGGUAAUUUUUGGGAGCAAGUUUUAAAUAUCCCUUUACCACCAGGCCUGUGUUUUAUAUUAUUUGAAUGUUUCGGUUUCUUUUUUUAACAGUACUUGUACCUCACAGAUGACUGUAUGACCAGUUUCCAUCCGACCUAUUGGAGGUUUCGAGUCACUCCAGAAAAAUUGCUCCUAACAGGAAAUGAAACAUACUAGAAUUAAUUUCGUAUUUCCUUCAUAUUGCACUCCCUCUCCCUUCCAUGACAAGGGCUAUUUCCCCUGCUGCAUGUGUACAAAUGACAAAAUGUGAAUGUGAUUUAAUAUGUUUUGUUUGUUUAUUUUCUCCCUCUUCAUUCUUUCUGGACCGUGACUCAAUAUAUCGUAUCUCAGUGCUGUACAAUAUAUUCAUCUCUGUAGUUUUCUAGCCAGAAGUUCACUUGGAUGUGUCCUGAGACAUUCACAUAUGAAAAGUGUUCUCUCCAGUAUUUCUGCACCAUUAACUUUUUUGUAUUUUCAUUCUCAUUGAAUUAAAUUAAUGGUGUACUAGGAGAGAAUAUAAUGCAACAACUGUGUUCAGAAUGCUACCAAAUGACUUUGGGCCUAAAUGGCAGAUUGAUAGCUGGACUGUAACACUGUUAGCAAGUAGAGCUGCAAAAAAAGAGUUUAAAUGAGUGAUACAGUUACGAGAGAGAAACCACCUGUAUCUCAAAAAUAAGCCCUGGUUAGAUUGAGUCAUAUUUAAACAAACACACAUUGCAGGUACACUGGGCACAAACUGAUUCACGUAGUGUAUUUAAUAAAGGUGAGGCAGGUCUGUGUUAUGUACAGUAUGUUGGCAUUUCCAUUGCAGCUGUUCCCCUGAGCAAAAAAAAAAAAAAAGACUGCCUGAUUAGGCCUAAAUUUGAAAAUUCAAAUAUCCAUUUUUGUGUUUUCUUGAAAGCUGCACUUAAGAAAAAAAAAACCUCAUAAGCCUUUUGACACUUAUUUGUGACUCUGGGCAGUAUAAAUAUGAUUGACUUUGCUUAAAUGAUUUUUUGGCUGUGGACCUAGUCAACCUGGACCCUUUUUUCCCACGUUUGUGUUUUUAAAUUGUCAACAUGGGCGGAUUAUGACACAAUGGGCCCCUGGGCCUGGACACGUAAAAGGCCCCCCUACACUCCCCCAGGCAGGCACAACAUGCUGUUGUUUGUCCCUGCAAAGUCCAAGUCCUUUUGAUGAACUGCAGGGAUUUACACUCACUUGAAAUGUAUCAUGAUGGGGUUUUUUUUCUUGUGACAUUUUUCAAGUAAAUGUAUAGACUAUUCCUUCAUCAUUUUUGGGACUUUUGGGGCUCUGUUAUUGAAUGACCAAGCCAUUUGACAAGAAAUGCAAAGUUAAUAACAGUGACUUUUUGCAGAAGCUACACCCAUGACUAUCAAGAGAGACCGCUCCAGUCACAGCAGCAAAACAGGCUGCAAUGUAAUUCCUAUGGACAAUUGUGUGCUCAAUUUACAUAGAUUAAAGUGCUUGUUUUUGGCACUGACAGGUUCAGAUUGUUAUAAUAAGUGUCUGACAACAUUACGGGAAAGUCCUUACAAGUCCUUUUGCCGGUCUGUGUGUUAGUGGGUGCGGUUACGUGAUGGCUUCUCAUUCGGAAAUAAAGUUUUUCAAGGUAGUUUACAUGGGAAAUAUCCAUUCGGAAUGAGGGUUUACAUGGGAGAUCAGUUUAAUCGCCUUCAUUUGGGUCUGCGCAAGGUUUGGGGCAGGGAAGGUUUCUGAUUGGAUAGGGGCGGGGCGGAUGUUACGUGUACCGGAAGAAAACACUGUAGUCCUUGCUCUGGAUAACAAGAUGCUUGACGACGCUAUUCUUAGUGCCUUUUUCGGGCUUGUUUUGCUUAUAUUCUUGAAGCAGCAGUACGACAACAACCAUGUUCUGCUAAUACGUCGUUUGUUAAGGAGGAGAAGAGAGGUAGAAGGUCAAAGAAGGGAGAUAGAGGACCGUGCUGUGGCGAAUGGAAACCAGUGAGUGCAACGAGUCCGACUGCUCAAUCUCAGCCCGUUGCUAUGCGCGCUGUAUACAUCAUCGCGCCAGAAGGGCAAGGAAACGAGCAUGCGCAGAAAGAACGGAAUGGCCGGAAUCGGGUAGGAGGUGUAUACAAGACAGAAAAAUUCUUCCAUUCGGGUUCUGAAAAGGAAUAUUCCACCCCUGUGCACCCGAUUUAGAUUUUCUUUAGGGUUGGCUGUUUUCAUUCGGGUUGAGGUGUUUACAAGGAGCAUUUCUAUUCGGGUAGGGCUUCCAACCUGAAUGCAAAAGGAAUACAUGGCUCCAUGUAAACGCACGUAUUGUGACCAAGUCUUGCUCAAGAAGAUUCCUUGUUCUGAAAUCUUGCGAGAGGUGGCGUUUUGCAAGAAACACAACAGUGGAAAUGUUAGUGAGAGCUGGAGAGAAACAGCAGUUUCUUGUGUUGGAGAACAGAAAGUGUAGGUUAGUAUUAUCUACAAGAUGUUCAUUGUCAUGGCUGAAUAUUUGACUGGACAACAUGAAAAAAUCCCUGAGAUUUCAGAACAAGAAUUCUUGAGCGAGACUUGGUAACGCACACCAACAAACAGACCGAAUCAUUGAAAGGUAAAGAAAAACAUUUCAUUCCUCUCUAAUAAUAACAGUCACAUCCUGUCAGUGGCAAAACAAGCACUGUUGAUGGACUUAAAUUGAUGGUGCACAAAUGCCUGUAGGGAUUACAUUGCAGCCUGUUUAGCUGCUGUGGCUGCAGCUGUGUCUCUCAAUACUGCACCAAUUUUGAAAAAUAGUUGUUUCCAUUAGUCAUUUAAACCCUGUUCCCCUGGGACUAGUAUUACCUGGGGACCUCUGCUAACUUCUAAUAAUUGCGGAGGUUAUCUGUAAUCUUAAUCCCGUGUGAAUCUGCCAUGUCUGUAAAUUGUCAAGUAAAAAUUCCACUGCAAAUUAUCUACCAUAUUUUGCCAAACACAGAGGUCAUGUGAUGCUGUUAUUCCUGUGCGAAUGCCCCACACCAAACACGGAUGUAGGGGGGUGUAAUCUCUAAAUCUCAUGUGGUCCCCAGGUAAUACUAGUCCCAUGCAAUUAUUGCUUUAGACACAAAAACAUGGGAAAAUAAGGUCCAGGUUCAAAAAUAACGUUUUCAUUUGAUCUGAAUUCACCAACAAGUUUUCAUAGAGCAGCUUUAAAUUGUAGUUGAGGGUUUUUGCGCUUAAAUCCAAUUAAUUUGCUGAUGAAAUCCCUCAGAAAGGUGUGCUCUGAUCACAUGCCAUGAAAACUUUGUCCACAGAAAGAAGUAAAUCUGGUACUUUCAGUACCUGUUCUUGAAGCGGAUCCAUAACAUUUAUUCGAAGUAUGUACAUGCUGCUGCUAACCGCCUCCCUGAAGUGAGAGCACAUGUCUGUUAUUUCUCUUAUUGAUUUUCAGCAUUUGCUCUCUUGCUAAAAGUGAUACCACUGACUUCAGCACAGAUUUUAUCUCACUGGCGAAAACAUGGUGGACACACACACACACACACACACACACAAAGGCACUCUCAGUAAUGUCUAAUGGCUUCAUCGGAACCUACAUGCACUUGUUAUGAAAUACAGUACAUUCAUACAGCUCACCAUCACACUAAUGUUCAUCCUUUGUAGUUCUAUUUGUUUGAAUAUCUGAUGAGCCUAUCAGGCAGUGAAUAUCUAUGACUGGAAACCAACACACAGGUCAUGUGUGUACAUCCACUGUUGUAUUUCAAGCUCUAUGUAUAAGGUACUGUCUUUUUGGCCUUUUAUGGUACACAGAGUGCUGGUGGGAUCCUGUCGUCUUUCAUUCCCAACAUGAAACAGUAAUGAAUGGUACUCUGAAUGGAAGACUUUUAGAAAUCAAUGUUAAUUUAUUUUCUUAAUUUCUAACUUUACCACAGGACACUGGGAUUGUAACCACAGCGACAUUAUUUAUUCUCUAAUCAUGUGUCUGCAUAUUUUCUUCCUUUGUACACAUUUUAUGACUUUAUUUUUUAUAACUGAUAUGUUUUUGUUUAUCCGUGAUUGUUGUUUUGGUCCUAAAUCUCAUGGUAGAUGUUUUUGCCCAAUAGGAGAUGAUUUCAGUGAUUUUACUGUUCUGGCUGAAGCAACAGGAGAAUCUGUGCAAGACGUGACACUAUUAUUUUUUUUUUCAUACUGUGAAUUAUCAAUAUUAUUUUGUGGAAGAGGAACAGUUGUGUUGGCACAACCUCAAAACAUGCUACUUUGCUUUGAGUCAGAUUUUUUUUUAAGUGAUCGAGCAAUGAUUUUUGCUUGCCAGAUAAAUCUUAUCGUAUAGAUUUGUAAUGCAGAUUGUCAGUAUUUUCAUAUCGAUGCUAUAUAUGAUGUACAUUUUUAUCACAUUUAAUGAAAAAUGUUUUAAGAUUCAACUGGAGAUGUAUGAGUAAAUAGAUGUAAACCUGUAAUUGCUGAUUGGAAGAGCUGGAUAAAAUAAACUAAUAUGUAGCAAUCUUCA
Molecule: messenger RNA, 7069 nt
Organism: Epinephelus moara (kelp grouper)
Lineage: Eukaryota; Metazoa; Chordata; Actinopteri; Perciformes; Serranidae
Gene: pard6b
Product: par-6 partitioning defective 6 homolog beta (C. elegans)
Exons: 3
Coding region: 297-1520 (407 amino acids)
Biological process (GO): regulation of cellular localization; establishment or maintenance of cell polarity; centrosome cycle
Cellular component (GO): cell cortex; nucleus; apical plasma membrane
Molecular function (GO): protein kinase C binding
Source: RefSeq, a predicted model, not a curated record